AUGUUGGCCCAACCGGACAACCACCAGGAGAAAAACGGCCCUGACCCCCUCAGCCCCCAUGAUACCGACCCCAGCACGUAUGCUGAAGAUCUCACAGAGAUAAGCACUCUCCAGCGAACCGAGACGAAGCGAAAUAUAAAAUCUCGCCAUGCACAAAUGAUUGCUAUUGGCGGUACCAUCGGUACCGGCUUGUUCGUUGGCAUCGGCCAAGCCCUCGCAACCUCCGGACCUGUCAGUGUUCUCCUAGCCUACUCCCUCAUAUGCGUCGCCGUGUACGGCAUGAUUACCGCAACAACUGAAGUCAGCGCCUACUUGCCAGUAGCUGGAUCGUCAAUGGCCUACUACGGCUCUCGCUUCGUCUCCAGGAGCCUUGGCUUUGCUAUGGGAUGUCUUUACUUUUACUCCUUUGGCAUUCUUGUUGCCUAUGAAAUCACUGCCGCUGCCUUGGUCAUUGAGUACUGGCCAAACGCGGCACCUACUGCCGCGUGGAUCACCAUUAUGCUUGUUGUCAUUGUUGCUCUCAACCUAUCGCCAGUGGGAGUCUACGCCGAGACAGAAUUCUGGUUCGCGUCUGUCAAGGUAAUCAUGCUUGUUGGACUCUUAAUCCUAUCAGUAGUGCUCUGCCUCGGCGGAGGACCUUCACACGAUAGGCUUGGUUUCCGGUACUGGAAACACGGCGCAAUGAACGAGUAUCUGGCACAUGGUGACGCUGGUCGCUUCUGGGGGUUUCUCUACGCUUUGACAUUCUCAGUCUUUUCCUUCAACUUUGGGCCAGAGUUGAUCGUGCUGACUAGUGGAGAGAUGAGAGCACCUAGAAAGAACUUGCCUCGCGCAGCCAAGACAUUUAUUUGGCGCCUGAUCGCCUUCUACAUCCUGGGGUCAUUUGCAAUUGGCAUUAUCUGCCGUAGUGAUGCUCCAGGCCUCACAAGCGGAGGACAUGGUGCUGCAGCUUCCCCUUGGGUCAUUGCGAUCAAAACCGCCGGUGUCGGCAGCCUUGAUAGCGUCAUCAAUGCCGGCAUUAUCAUAUCAGCAUGGUCCUCGGGUAAUUCUUAUCUUUAUAUGUCAAGCCGGUCUCUAUACUCUCUGUCAAAGUCAGGAAGCGCACCAAAGAUCUUCCAGCGAUGCACCAGUUGGGGACUCCCUAUCUAUGCGGUAGUAGCAAGCUCCAUCUUUGGGCUACUUGCCUAUCUGAACGUUUCCUCUUCAUCAUCCGAGGUGUUCAACUGGUUCAUCAACCUUACGAACACGGCUGGUUUUACGUCUUGGAUCUGCUGCAGUAUCAUUUUGUUGAGGUUCCGAAAGGCAUGCAAGGCCCAGGGCGUGACAGACUUGCCGUUCCAGUCAAGACUCCAGCCAUACGCAGCAUACAGUUGUCUGGUAUUCUUGUCCAUAUUGAUGCUGCUGAAUGGAUUCUCAGUCUUCUUCCCUGGACAAUGGUCGGCAGCUUCAUUCUUGACAGCCUACAUCGGUAUUCCGAUCUUCCUGACGCUCUAUUUUGGUCACAGGCUCUGGCACAAGCAGGACUCAUGGGUAAAGGCACCUUCGGAUGUCGACUUGCACUCUGGCUUGGAUGAAAUCCUUGUGUUUGAGGACAUGGACGGCGUAGAAAUGGGAGAUGAUAAAGGAGAUUUUAUUCACCGAGUGUGGAACAAGAUUCGUAGUUGA
Molecule: messenger RNA, 1665 nt
Organism: Fusarium oxysporum Fo47
Lineage: Eukaryota; Fungi; Ascomycota; Sordariomycetes; Hypocreales; Nectriaceae
Product: amino acid permease/ SLC12A domain-containing protein
Exons: 1
Coding region: 1-1665 (554 amino acids)
Biological process (GO): amino acid transmembrane transport
Cellular component (GO): membrane
Molecular function (GO): amino acid transmembrane transporter activity
Source: RefSeq, a predicted model, not a curated record